This is a messenger RNA of Musa acuminata AAA Group (dessert banana), 2302 nucleotides long. Its product is annotated as protein root UVB sensitive 6. Lineage: Eukaryota; Viridiplantae; Streptophyta; Magnoliopsida; Zingiberales; Musaceae. The coding region runs from base 139 to 1722 and encodes 527 amino acids. The transcript has 13 exons. The record is from RefSeq and is a predicted model, not a curated record.
UUCUGGACGGCCGCUUCGCUGUUCCCCACGCGCACUUCUCCAAAUGUAGCCGCGACAAACCCGAGGCACCCUUUCGACUUCUCCAAGUCGCCCUCUACUCCUCAAUUCCCCUCUCCUCCUGUUCAUUUUCCUUGAUCGAUGGCUCCGAUUCCAUUGAAGCGGUCGGCCAGCUCCGCACAGAGCCUGACCCGUGGCGGCGCCCCAGAGGCGUGCGGCCUAGUCCGGGAGGCCGUCCGCGCCAGCGCCGCCGCCAGCCUCGCCUCACCCCCGCUCGUGCCCACCCCGCCGCAGCCUCAGCCUCAGAAGCAGACCGAUCGGGUCCAGGCUGAGGUCAGGUUCGGGCCGCCCGUAGAGGGACUCGCCCUCGAUGCGGCGCCGGCUCCCGGGGUCCUCUGCUGGGAGGAAAUCGACGGGAGGAGAUGGAGCUACGUGGUGGACGUCGACGGUACCCCCGGAAGGGCACGCAGGGGCUCGUCUGUCCGGGCCGUGCCGAUGCAGAGCCCGGUGGCUCCGUUGGAGGAGUUGAUGUCAUUCGUGAGAUCGUAUGUAGUACCUGAAGGCUUUCCUGAUAGUGUUACCCCUUCGUAUGUUCCAUAUAUGACUUGGAGAGCUCUAAAGCAUUUCUUUGGUGGAGCCAUGGGUGUUUUUACAACACAGACGCUGUUGAGCUCUGUUGGAGUAUCCAAAAAUAAAACUACACCAGGUGCUGUUGCCAUUAAUUGGAUACUCAAGGAUGGAGCCGGGCGUGUUGGCAAAAUGCUCUUUGCACGACAAGGAAAGAAAUUUGACUAUGAUCUGAAGCAGCUUCGCUUUGCGGGUGAUCUUUUAAUGGAGUUAGGUGCUGGAGUAGAGUUAGCAACUGCUACUGUUCCGCACCUUUUCUUGCCAUUGGCUUGUGCAGCUAAUGUGGUGAAGAACGUUGCUGCUGUGACAUCAACAUCGACACGUACUCCAAUCUACAAGGCCUAUGCCAGAGGAGAAAAUAUUGGAGAUGUCACUGCUAAAGGAGAAUGUGUUGGCAAUAUUGCUGAUCUGUUGGGAACCGGACUCAGCAUCUUGAUUUCAAAAAGGAAUCCAUCUUUGGUGGCUUCAUUCGCAUUCCUGUCAUGCGGAUAUGUUUUUAGCGCAUAUCAAGAGGUCAAAUCAGUUGUGUUGAAUACAUUAAACAGGGCAAGAUUCACUGUGGCCGUGGAAUCCUUCAUCAAGACUGGGCAUGUUCCAUCACUGAAGGAAGGAAACUCUAAGGAAAGUAUAUUUCGUCCUCCAUGGUCGAAACAUACACCAGUAGUUAUAGGCCCAAGAUUUUGUGAUGCAUUCCAGGAGCCAUCCUCGUUUUUUGCCAUACAACCCUUGUUCGAGAAAGAGAGAUACAUGGUUACCUACAACCCUUCAAAGGAUAAAAUAUAUGCAUUAUUGAAGGAUCAAGCAAAAUCAGAUGAUAUAUUGAAAGCAGCAUUUCAUGCUCAUGUCCUUCUAUAUUUCAUCCGUUUGUCAAGUUCAAAUCAAGCUUUGAGAAAGCUGAUGAACUCUAACCAAUCAACAUAUGGAGUACCCUUACUUCCUACAAAUGCUGACUUCCUUGCUCAUAUGGAAGAGUCUUGCAAGAUUGUUUCAUCUUCAUAUGCGAUGUUCAAGAGAAAAGCAGCAGAGCAGGGGUGGAUAAUGUCGGAGUCAUUGCUGAACCCUGGCAGAGCUCGGCUACUAAGCACCAAAGAACUUUGAUCUUUGACCAUCAUUCAGAAAUUCGACAUUCAUUUCGUGGAUGCUCAUCAUUAAGAUUCUGCAGUGAAAACUCAUGGUAAAAUCAUGCUUCAUGUCACAUCUAACACUUGUACUAAGCGAGUGGAAGUAAACACUGCAGCAACUGCAGAGUAUACCAUUCUAUCAUCUAUAUCGGGUACGAAGAUAUCUCAACAUGAAGUGAUGGAAUUUCGAUUUUUACUAGCUCUUGGACAUGCUGUCUCAUACAAAUUAUAGAACCCAACUUUCAUCUGAAAAAAUUUUGGUCUUUCAUAGUUGCAAGCUUCUCACUCUUGCACGUGAUAUGGAUGGGUAAAUGUUCAAUGCAAGCCUUUUCUUUGUGGAUUUCUGGGCCUUGUCUUUCGGACUGGGAUUUAGUAUUAUUCAUCUUAAUGUUGUAAAUACCUUUAUAUCAUUAUUCAGCAAUUUUAUCUUGUAACAUAAUAUGUAUUAGGUGCAAGACGCUAAAAUGUGGUUCAGAGGUUACGUGAAGGGUUUGACACAGAUUUUGCAGCCUCAUAAAAGCUCUCCGAUAAAGAUAGAUUUUGUUGCUCAGUAUGUA